This is a messenger RNA of Linum tenue, 5542 nucleotides long. Lineage: Eukaryota; Viridiplantae; Streptophyta; Magnoliopsida; Malpighiales; Linaceae. The record is from the annotation of a GenBank genome assembly.
CAGUGUGCCAGCCUGCACAGUCUCAGAGCGUCCUCCACUGCGCCCUGAUUCUCUCACUCCAUUUGCAUGAAUCCGCUCUUCGGUUGAAAACGUCUCGCUAAACCUUUCUCUCUCUCUUUCUCUCUACCUGGCCUGACUGUCCGUGGAAAUGGACAAGGGAAAGGGAAUCGCCUCCUCCGGCAAGCGGAAGAAAGGAGGCGACGACGAUGACAAGACCGGCAGUGGGAUCAGGAAGAAGAGGAACCGCCAGGUCCUUCAGUUCUUCGAGGACGCAGCCGAUGUUGACGACGACGACGACGAUUCCGACUUGAGCGAUUUGAAUGAGUUGAGCGAUUUUGAUGAGGAAGAAUUCGAUGUAGAGUUGAAAGUAAAGAAGGAGCCAGGAAAAGCACAGAGCAUCCCUUUCUUUCCAAAAGAGGAGCAGAUGGAUGAGGAUGAAUUUGAUAAGAUGAUGGAGGAACGGUACAAGGAUGGUGCCGGCUUUGUCAGAUAUGCUGAUGAUCCUUUUGAGGCUAAAUUGGUGGAAAGAGAUUCUCUUUUGGCCUUAGCUACAGAUGCAACCAUCUGGAAAGUGAAAUGCAUGAUUGGGCGUGAAAGACAAUCUGCUUUCUGUCUCAUGCAAAAGUUCGUGGACUUGAAGUCUCUGGGUAACAAACUAGAGAUAAUAUCUGCAUUUUCUGUUGACCAUGUGAAGGGUUAUAUUUACAUCGAAGCUGAACGGCAAUGUGAUCUUGUUGAGGCAUGCAGCGGGCUUUCAGGAAUAUACACUUCCAGGGUGACGACAGUUCCAGCGAAUGAAGUUUCACAUUUGAUAUCUGUUCGGUGCAAAAAGAGUCAAGUAACCAAGGGCAUGUGGGCCCGAGUCAAGUCUGGGAAUUACAAAGGAGACCUGGCGCAGAUUGUUGGGGUGAACGAUGAACGCAAAAGGGCCGUGGUGAAGAUUAUACCUAGGAUUGAUGUGCAUGCUCUGGCUGAAAAAUAUGGUGGUGGAAAGGUGGCCAAGCGAACUGAUGUACCAGCUCCAAGGCUGAUAAAUUCUAACGAACUGGAGGAGUUCCGGCCUCUUAUCCAGUACAGACGUGACCGUGACACCGGCAUUAUGUUUGAGGUUCUUGAUGGGUUGAUGCUCAAGGAUGGAUUCUUAUACAAGAAAGUACCUGUGGAUUCCUUAAACUGUUGGAGUGUGAUGCCAACGAAACAGGAGUUAUUGAAGUUUGAAUCCUCCGAGAAAAAUGAUUCUGGUAACUUAGAAUGGCUUACGCAGAUUUACGGAGCUAAAAAGAAAAAACAGGUAAUUCGGAAUGAUAAAGGUGGGGAAAAGGGAGAAAGUUCGUCUGGGACUGGAAGUCAAGCAAACUUUGAGCUAUAUGAUUUUGUGUGCUUUAGACGCAAAGACUUUGGCAUUGUUGUUGGAAUGGAGAAGGAUGGUAAUUGCAAGAUUCUAAAAGAGGGAACAGAAGGACCAAGUGUGGUGAUUGUUGAACAGAAGGAAGCAAAGAUUGGCCCCUCAGAAAUGAAAUUUACAGCUUUUGAUCAGCACAAGAAGGUCAUCUCAAACAAUGAUACUGUCAGGGUCUUGGAGGGUCCAUUGAAGGACAGAGAAGGAAUUGUUAGACAAAUCUAUCGAGGAAUUGUCUUUAUAUAUGAUCAGAAUGAGACUGAAAAUGGCGGUUAUUUUUGCUCAAGAGCUCAAAUAUGUGAAAAAGUCAAGAUUCAGUCAGACAAAUUCGAGGACAAGGCUGGUGGUGAAUCCAACUUUGGAGUCUUUGGAGGUUUUGAUGAUGCCCCAUCAUCUCCAAAAUCUCCAUCGUCACCUAAAUCAUCAUUUCAAGCAAGGGAAAGCAAUUUCAACCGAGGAGAGAGGGAAGGUACAUUCUCCAUUGGUCAGAUCUUGAGGAUCAAGGUAGGACCUCUGAAGGGCUACAUUUGCCGUGUAUUGGCUGUACGUCGCUUUGAUGUUACAGUGAAACUAGAUUCAAAGCAGAAAGUUCUUUCAGUUAAAUCUGAAAAUCUUGCGGAGGUCCGUGGGAGGAGUUAUGCUGUUUCUGGCAGUGAGGAUGCAGGUGCUGAUUCUUUGAAACCUUUUGAUCCAAUUGGGGCUGAUGGUGGUUCUGGAGGUUGGACAAGUGGGGCUGGAACAUCGGGCGAUGCUGAUGGGUGGAGUCUUGGGGGUCUAUCUGCAGAGAGGAGUGCUUGGCCCAGCUUCUCUUCUCCGAAGCCUCCAACAGAGUCUGAUCUUGCUGGUCCAUCAAAUUCUAAAGAGCAAGGUACAGAAGAUGCUGCAUGGGAGAAGAAACCGACGGGUAAUCAGACUUCCUCCUGGGGUGCAGCAACUCCUGAUGACAAAGCCAUUCCAAACGCAGAUCAAGCAAGUGGCUGGGGAACCAAUGGUGAUGCUUGGGUCAAAGCCUCAACUGAUGCCGUUAGCAGUGGAGCGUCUGACAGCUGGGGUAAAUCACUUGAAAAGAAAGUGACCGCGGAUCAGAAUUCCUGGGGUGCAGCAACUCCUGAUGACAAAGCCAUUCCAAACGCAGAUCAAGCGAGUGGAUGGGGAACCAGUGAUGAUGCUUGGGUCAAAGCCUCAACUGAUGCCGGUAGCAGUGGAGCGUCUGGCAGCUGGGGUAAAUCACUUGAAAAGAAAGUGACUGCGGAUCAGAAUUCAUGGGGAGCAGCGGCACUUGAUGAAAAAAUCAUUGACAAGACCGAACAAACUUCUGGUUGGGGAAGCAGUGGAGAUGGCUUAAAAAACUCUACUGCUGAAAUAGGUCCUAGCAGUGGAGCAUCAGAUGACUGGGGUAAAGCUCUUAAAUCCAGUCAAGAUCCAAUUGAUGCCGCUUCCACCUGGGACAAAGGGAAGAGUGUUGAUGCAAACCCGACCAGCAGUUGGGGUGGUGGGAAUUCCUGGGGUAAAGCAAAAGCGGACACUGGUAAUGGAGGAUCAUUUGAGAAGAACAAGAGCUCGGAUGGAGGUGAGGGUGGCUGGAACAAUAAAGUUGCUGCAGAUGACAGCCAGCCCUCUGGUUGGGGCAACCAAAGCAGUUGGGGUAAUGCUCCUAAUUGGAACCAGAAAACGUCUGAAGUUAGUAAAGAGAAGGACAUUAGGGAGCACAGAGAAGCUUGGAAAAGUGGGGGUGUAUCGGCAAGCUGGGACAACAAAGCAGUCACCUUAAGUGACUCCCAGCCCUCUGGUUGGGGCAGCAAAAAAUGGCAGGGCAAUCCUCAAUCUGCUCAAGAUAGUGCUGGUUGGAACCAGAAAUCCUCUUAUCCUGAGGAGAAGAAAGAUGUGGCGGAGCAAAGAAAUGAUUUGAACAGUUCUGAUUUUAAUCAGAAAAGCAAUUGGAACUCCAAAUCUGGUGAUGGCUCCUCAAGCUGGGGAAAGAAGGGUGAUUUGAAUUCUGGGUCUGCUGCUGCUGGGAAUGCAGAAGACUCUAAAUGGGGUAAGAAAGCCGAGUGGAACUCUGGCUCUGGUUCUAAUGAUGCCAACCAAGGUUCCAGUUGGGGAAAGAGCAAUUUGAACUCGGUCUCUGCUGAUGCUAGUGGGAGUAAGAUAGGUGACUGGAAUUCUGGUUCUAAUGAUGCUAACAAUCAAGGGGGUUCCAGCUGGGGAAAUAAAAACUUGAAUUCUGGGUCUGCUGGUGCUGGUGGGAGUGCAGAAGACUCAGACUGGGGUAAGAAAGCUAACUGGAAUUCUAAUUCUAAUGAUGCCAACGACCAGGGGCAUGCCAGUUGGGGAACGAAGCCUGUAGAUGCUGCACCUGGCAGUGGAGACUCACCAUUGGAUAAAAAGACUGAUUGGAACUCUGGGUCCACUGAGGCAGGUGGUGGAAAUGCAGGGUCUUCUUCAUGGGUUAAAAAGGCUAACUGGGGAUCUGGUUCUAAUGGCAAUGCCAGCCAAGGGGGUUCCAGUUGGGGACAGAAGAGCAACUGGAACUCUAGUGCUGGUGAUGCAGCCGGAGGUGCAGACUCUACUUGGGGAAAUAAAAAGAGUGACUGGAAUUCUGGUUCAAUUGAUGAUGCCAACAACCAGGAUUCUUCUGGAUGGGGUGGCAGAAAGGGGGGAAGCUGGAAUUUGGGAGCUGCUGGGGGAGAGACAAACCAGGAAGAUGGCAAUGAUAACCGUGGGAACUGGAGGGGUGGUUUUGGAGGUAGAGGUGAUUCAGAUCGAGGUGGCGGCUUUAGAGGUAGAGGGGAGAGAGGAGGUUUCAGGGGUAGAGGGGACAGAGGAGGUUUCAGGGGUGGUAGAGGAGGGGAAAGAGAUGGCGGUGGGUUUGGAGGUAGAGGAGGCAGAUCUGGGAGAGGAGAGUUUGAGAGUGGAGGUGGUAAUGGUGACUCAGAGAGAGGUGGAGGGUAUGGUGGUAGAGGGAGGGGAAGAUGGGGGGAUCAAGGAGGCAGCGGCAGCAGCUGGAACGAUGGCAACAAUUCUGGUGGUGGUGGAGGAGGAUGGAAAAGUAAGAAUGAACGAGAGUUUGAGAAUGGAGGUGGCAAUGGUGACUCAGAGAGAGGAGGCUUUGGGGGCAGAGGUGCGAGAGGUGGAGGUUACGGUGGUAGAGGGAGGGGAAGGUGGGGGGAUCAGGGAGGCAGUAACAGCAGCUGGAACGAUGGCAACAAUUCUGGUGGUGGUGGUGGAGGAUGGAAAAGUAAGAAUGACGGCGAGUUUGAGAGUGGAGGUGGUAAUGGUGACUCGGAGAGAGGGGGUUUCCGUGGGAGAGGUGGAGGGUAUCGUGGUAGAGGGAGGGGAAGUUGGGGUGAUCAGGGAGGCAGUAACAGCAGCUGGAAUGAUGGCAACAAUUCUGGUGGCGGCGGUGGAGGAUGGAAAAGUAAGAAUGAAGGAGAUUUUGAGAGUCGAGGUGGUAAUGGUGACUCGGAAAGAGGAGGUUUCCGAGGCAGAGGUGGGAGAGGUGGAGGGUAUGGUGGUAGAGGCAGCUGGAAUGAUGGCAACAAUUCUGGCGGUGGAGGAUGGAAAAGUAACAAUGAAGGAGGUGGUGGCAGCGGCGGCGGAGGUUGGAACAAUAGUGGGGGUGAGGAUAAGAAGGAAUGGAAGAGCAGUUGGGGUUCUGGAAACGAAACAACUGGUGGUGGGAGUGGACAAGGAGGAGGAGGUUCUGGUUCUGCGUGGGGCCAGCCAGGAAAGGCUGAAGCUGAUAAUGGUGGUGGUGGCUGGAAAUCAGGAGGAGGUGGAAAUGGUCAAUCCAGUGGGUGGGGUGGGCAAGCAUCUGGCGGGAAUUCGUCGUCAGGUUGGGGCGCCAACAAAGAAGCAGCAGCAACUGAAGGUGGAGAUGGCGCAUGGGGGAAAAAGCCAUCAACUGGCAGCUCGUGGGGAAACAAGGAAGCGGGAAGUAAAGGAGGAGGGUGGUAAGGAAAGGAAGGUUCAGUUUGGUUCUAAUGCUCUCCUCCACCGCUAUUUUGUAAAUAAAUUCUCUAGCAGUAGCAGGUUAUCUAUCUCUAAUGUCCGAAUAGCAGCACUGCACUCUUUUGACUGACUGAUUUUGAGCUCAAAAUAGAACUCAAUUCGUGUUAUGAUGAUGAUGAUGAUGAGCCGACC